GUUAGGUUAUAAUUACAUUAACCUAAUUUAAACAUCAUUUUAUGUUUAUUACCAAAUAAAAUUAAAAGCAAUUGAACGUUUAACAAAAGUGCUUUUAUUAAAACGAAAUGGAUACUUACGAUAUAUUUAAAAAAUUAUCAAGAGGAGCAAAAUUUAAGAGGAAAGAAAAACGGAACAUUCUACUGAUUAACUCUGAUGCAGAUAAACUAAAUAAAUUACCAAACACGAAUAUAGCUGAAAACAAACUUCAAGAAGUUAAAAUGGAACAAGUUAAUGAAAAUUUUGAAGAGCAUGAUCAAUUGGCUGGUUACGAAAUAACAUUACUUGGAAACAUGAAGGCCGACGAGACCGGAAAAAAAUCAAAGAAAAGAAAACUGGCAAAUGGUAAAAAUGAUGAACAAAAGCGAGUACUUCUUGAACAAGAAAAAGUAAAUCAUUUUCGUAAUCUCCACAACAUUAAUGUUGUUGGGAAAAAUAUUCCAAAUCCCAUAAUUUCUUUUGAUGAUAUCCCAAUCAAACAAGACUUGAAAGAUAAUAUUAAAACAUGUGGAUAUUACACACCAACUCCUAUUCAGAUGCAAACAAUUCCUACUAUGAUGGAAAAUCGCCAAGUACUAGCUUGUGCACCCACAGGUUCUGGCAAGACUGCUGCAUUUCUAUUGCCAAUAAUAUAUCAACUGCAGGGCCCUCAAAAGAAAGGUUUCAGAACAGUAAUAGUUUGCCCUACCAGAGAAUUAGCCAAGCAAACACAAAGAGAAUGUGAGAGACUUGCAGAAGGGAGAGGUCUACGUAUUCAUGUUAUUAAUAAAAUUAGUAAAGCUGUAGAGCAAUUUGGUCCUAACAGCUCCAAAAAAUUUGAUAUACUGGUAACGACGCCGAAUAGAUUGUGCUAUUUAUUAAAACAAGAACCCCCCAUUUCACUGGAAAAUGUGGAAUGGUUAAUUAUAGAUGAAGCAGAUAAAUUAUUUGAAUCUGGAAUACAUAGUUUCCGAAAACAAUUGGAACAAAUACUGGUAGCAUGCAAUAAUGGACGUAGAAAAAUUGCAAUGUUCAGUGCUACUCACACUCCCGUAAUUGCAAAAUGGUGUGUCCACAAUAUGAAAGGUCUAGUUAGAAUUACUGUUGGACAAAGAAAUGCUGCAACUGACACAGUAGAACAAGAAUUGCUUUUUGUUGGAUCUGAAUCUGGAAAAUUGUUAGCAUUUAGAGACUUGAUAAGAAAAGGCCUCACUCCACCAGUUCUAGUUUUUGUUCAAAGCAAAGACAGAGCCCAACAACUCUUUUCUGAACUUAUUUAUGAUGGAAUCAAUGUUGAUGCUAUUCAUGCUGAUAGAACUCAAACGCAGAGGGAUAAUACUGUAAGAUGUUUCCGUGAAGGAAAAAUCUGGGUAUUAAUUUGUACUGAAUUAAUGGCUAGAGGUAUAGAUUUCAAGGGAGUGAACCUGGUAAUAAACUAUGACUUCCCCCCUUCUGCAAUUUCAUACGUUCAUCGUAUAGGUAGAGCAGGUCGUGCCGGUCGAAAAGGAAAAGCCAUAACAUUUUUCACCAUAGACGAUACCGUCAAUUUACGAAGUAUUGCACACAUAAUGAAGCAAUCAGGUUGUGAAGUUCCAGCUUACAUGUUAACAAUGAAAAAGCAAUCAAAAAAAGAAAAAAAGAAAAUGCUUUCUAGUGCACCUCUUCGUGAAGAUAUUACAACUAUACCAGAAUAUGAGCUGCAGAGAAGAGCGAAAAGAAGGAGGCGAAUGCAAAACGAUUUACAAUUAAAGCAAAGGAAAAUUAUAGAAAGAGACGAGCAAAUACUAAGAAGAAAGAAAAAGAUUAGGGAUAUGAUGAAAUUUUCUAAGAAAACAAAAAAGGUAAGUAAAAGAAAAGACGAAUUUAAGAAAGAUAACAAAAGUUGUAAAGUAAAAUAAUUUUUUUUUUCCAUUUUUUGUUUUAAUUGAAUAAAAAGUAUAUUUUACUAAAA
Agrilus planipennis (emerald ash borer) is the source of this 1969-nucleotide messenger RNA. It is a transcript of the gene ais, whose product is annotated as probable ATP-dependent RNA helicase DDX52. Gene Ontology annotation, molecular function: nucleic acid binding; RNA helicase activity; ATP binding. Gene Ontology annotation, biological process: maturation of SSU-rRNA. The record is from RefSeq and is a predicted model, not a curated record. The transcript has 10 exons. Lineage: Eukaryota; Metazoa; Arthropoda; Insecta; Coleoptera; Buprestidae. Bases 108 to 1916 code for a protein of 602 amino acids.